Molecule: messenger RNA, 1437 nt
Organism: Phaeoacremonium minimum UCRPA7
Lineage: Eukaryota; Fungi; Ascomycota; Sordariomycetes; Togniniales; Togniniaceae
Product: putative o-acetylhomoserine o-acetylserine sulfhydrylase protein
Exons: 4
Coding region: 1-1437 (478 amino acids)
Biological process (GO): transsulfuration
Molecular function (GO): transferase activity, transferring alkyl or aryl (other than methyl) groups; pyridoxal phosphate binding
Source: RefSeq, a predicted model, not a curated record
AUGCCUGUGUCAGGAUCCCUUAGUAAUGUCGAUUGGUUUUCCACAUUAGCCGUCCACGGUGGUCAGGAACCCGACCCGGUCAAUGGUUCACGCGCUGUGCCUCUAUACCAAACCGCUGCUUACAACUUCUCUGAUGCCGCCGAUGGUGCUAGCAAGUUUGCAUGGAGCAAAGAUGGCUAUGUCUACACCCGCAUGGGCAAUCCCACCAACUCUGUCUUCGAAACGCGCAUGGCAAUGCUUGAGGGUGGUGUUGGUGCUGUAGCCGCUGCGUCUGGCCAUGCAGCGCAGUUCAUGGCUCUCACAAAUUGCUGUGAGCCGGGGCACAACUUCGUCAGCACAUCGUGGCUGUAUGGAGGCACAUACAACCAAUUCCGCGUCUACAUGAAGAAGUUCCGCAUCGACGUCAAGUGGGUCGUAGGCAAUGAGCCGGAUGAUAUCGACGCGGCCAUUGACGAGAACACGCGUGCGGUCUACAUCGAGACGAUCAGCAACCCCAAGCACAGUGUCCCUGACAUCGCAGCCAUUGCUGCAGUAGCCCACAAGCAUGGUAUCCCGCUUAUUGUCGAUAACACAUUUGGCAUGGGAGGCUAUCUCUGCAAGCCCAUCAAGCUCGGGGCUGAUAUCGUGACGCACUCAUGCACCAAGUGGAUUGGUGGCCACGGCACAUCAAUGGGCGGCAUCGUGAUCGAUGGUGGCCAUUUUGACUGGAGCGCAUCAGGCAAGUUCCCAGGUUUCACGGAGCCGGCUGAUGGAUACCAUGGCAUGCGCUUCUGGGAUACCUACGGCUACAAGGCACUGGCAGCUAAGCUGCGGAUGGACAGCAUGCGGGAUCUUGGCCCAUGCAUGAGCCCAUUCAACGCAUGGUUGUUCCUGCAAGGCCUGGAGACACUGGCGCUGCGCGGCCAACGCCACGCAGAAAACACGCAGAAGCUGGCCGAGUGGCUGGAGGCUCAUUCCAGCGUAAAUUGGGUGCUGUACCCAGGAUUGAAAUCGCAUCCAGAUUACGACUACACACAAAAGACGCUCGUUAACGGUGCUGGAGGUGUCUUGACCUUCGGAGUGGCUGGCAACAUCGAUCAAGUCCGCGCAGUCGUUGACAGCUUGAAGAUGUGCUCACACCUUGCGAAUGUCGGGGAUGCGAAGACGCUCAUCAUUCACCCGUGGGUGACAACCCAUCAACAGCUACCAGACGAGGAGAAGAUCAAGGGUGGAGUGACCCCUGAUUUGAUUCGCGUAUCAGUCGGUAUCGAGGAUUUUGAAGACAUCAAGCGCGACUUUGAGCAGGCAUUUGAAGCAGCUGGACUGGCCUCUGCCAGCAAGAGCGGCGGCGAUCCCUUCCAGACGGCGCUGAACUUGGUAACUGGCGGGUUUAUGGGGACUAAGGCAACUGGUGCGCCUCGCCCGGGCACUGACGGCACGGUUCAAGUAGCUGCAUAG